UUUGGAGUCUUGAUUUGAGGGUUUUGGAGGUGCUAGGGUACCAGGAGGUGCAUGCGUAGUCGAAAAAGGGUUGAAUGAGAGUUCCCGCCAGAAUCUUCAUGGUGCUUUUGUUGACCAGAGAGGAGAUUCUGUCGAGAAAUCUUGUUCGUUGGUUGACCUUUUUGAUUACCUUGGUUGCCAUUUUAUCACAGGAAAGAUUAGCCUGUAGAAUGGAACCUAGGUAGGUGACCUCAUCUUUCCUGGUGAUAACAAUGUCACCCACUUUAAUAGUGAAGUCACUGACUUUCUUAAGGUUGAUGUGGGACCCAAACAGGAUGGAUUCCGUUUUACCCAAGUGUAUGGAUAGUUUAUUGUCAGCGAGCCAGGUGCAAGUUCUACAGAGUUUGGCACUGAGGAUUUUCUCCACCUGUGACUUGUCCUUGCCGGAUACCAGCAGGGCCGAGUCAUCCGCAAACAAAAACAAUUCACAGUCGCAUGCUGAUGACAUGUCGUUUAUGUAUAUUAGGAACAGUAAAGGCCCUAAUAUACUGCCUUGGGGGACUUCACAGCUUACUGAGAGGGGUAGGGACACGAUGCCGUCACCUCUACCACCUGUUCCCUCCCCUCCAAGUAAGAUUGCAUCCAGCUCCAUGAGGUUUCAUCAAAUCCGAUUGCUUAUCCAGCAGUAUAGCGUGGUCAACGGUGUCAAAGGCCUUCUGAAGGUCCAGCAUGACCAUGCUACAGUAUUUGCCCGCGUCCACCUCAUGUUUGAUGUGGUCGCUCAGAUAGAGAAGACAUGUGUCAGUGGAGUGGUUAGUUCUGAAACCGGAUUGGAAUUUGUACAUGAGUUUAUUAGUGGCAAGGUAACUAUCGACCUGUUCAUAAACUAUUUUUCCCAUUGCUUUCUAAAUGGAACUGAGAAUAGAAACAGGUCGGUAGUUGCCAGGCUCCAAUUUGAAAAAAUGGGAGUUACUCUUGCUAUCUUGAAAUAUUUUGGUACUUGGCCUUGUGUAAUUGAUAGGUUUAUUAUGUGUGUGAUGAUCGGGGCAAUGGUGGAGGCAGAGUUCCUGAGGAAUCUGGAGGGGAUAUUGUCAAGGACAGUGGCCUUGUUUGGGUGGAGCACGCUCAAUUUUUUGAGCACCUCAUCAGCUGAGACCAUUUCUAAAUUGAAAUCGUUGUUGAACACUCCUGGCUUUUUGUAGUAGGCUUUAAUGUGUUCUACACCAAAGCGACCAGAGUGGUGGGACAGCUUGUUGACUAGAGUUGUGGCUAUGCUGGUGAAAAAGGUAUUAAGUCUGCUUGCUACCUCCAGUUUGUCUGUGAGGAGGAAUGGGACGCGCCCACCACCGUCUACGAACUCCGCCAGACAAUUUCCAUGCGGUUCUUCGAUGAAGAGGACACCGCCUUCGAAAUGUUCUACAGAGAUGGGGAGGGAAACCUGGUGGCGAUCUCCUCGUAUG
Molecule: messenger RNA, 1439 nt
Organism: Entelurus aequoreus (snake pipefish)
Lineage: Eukaryota; Metazoa; Chordata; Actinopteri; Syngnathiformes; Syngnathidae
Product: sequestosome-1-like
Exons: 2
Coding region: 252-1181 (309 amino acids)
Molecular function (GO): protein binding
Source: RefSeq, a predicted model, not a curated record